AAGUGCUUAUGGACCCGGCAGUGACAGCCAAGAUGGCCGACACCAAGGCUCUGGGUGAGGUGAAGGCGCUGGAAACCUUCUACACCACCCUGCAGACAGAGCCUGCCAAAGCCUUCUAUGGAGUGAAACACGUUGAAGCUGCCAAUGAGAGCCAAGCGAUCGAAACACUUCUCAUCUCCGACAACCUGUUCAGAUGUCAAGAUGUACAAGAGCGCAAACGCUACGUCAGCCUAGUGGACAGUGUCAGAGACAGUGGGGGAGAUGUUAAGGUGUUCUCUAGUAUGCACGUCUCGGGUGAACAGCUGAUGCAGUUGACAGGAGUGGCAGCUAUUUUACGCUUUCCGAUGCCAGACUUGGACGACGAAGACGAAAGAGAGGGAAGUGACUCAGAUUAACUUUCCUGCGUCUCAAUUUCCGGACAAAAUAUUAUUCCCAUUUACCUUUCUUUUAUUUAUUUGUUGAAUUGUUUUAACGUUGAAAUGUUUGUUAGCUUGUAUAUUAAAAGAGACUAUAUGUAAAAAAAAUCAAUUACUGAAUAUUGAAAUGUAAUUUCAGCUGAUUUCUGGAACUCUGGUUGUCAGAUAUUUUGAUAUUAAGUGUGGUAAAGGCUGAAGUAUGUGUCGUCAACUCUCACGAGUGCAUGUUAUGGAAAAGUAUUAUAUUUAAAUUGUCCUAUAGCUUAGUUGUAAUCAUGGCUGAUUUUGAUGGAAGACUACAUAUAGAUUCUCACUAUUUUGUUAUUUAUUUUUGUGUACUGAUUAAUAUUUAUAUUUAUUCAUCACAAUUUGACCUGAAAUGGUAUUGUAACAAUUAAAUAAUAAUAAAUAUUGUACAAAUUAUUAAAAGAACGAUUAAGAUAUAUACCCUUAAUUGAAAUAAUGAACUCUUACUUAAGAUUUACCUUGAAACGUAAAGUGGAAAAUAGUUUUUUAUUCCAUUUAUUUAUUUAUAUUUAAAGUUAAUAAUUUGUUAAAUAUUAUUAAAAGACCUGUUGACAACUUACACAUAUAUAAUGGCUGUGAUAGUAUUUGCUAUUUGAAUGAUAAUAGUUUAUCGGUACAUCAUAAUCAAAAUAUCUAUCAUGCUAGAAUGAAUUGUGUUCUAUUUUUAACAAUUCAUUUCUUGAGCUUGUAAAUAGGUUACAACUUUAAUAAAUGUCAUGGUAGUAAAAUACAUUCUUCAUUUUCUGUAAAGAACUUUAAAGAUCUGAAAGUAUGAUUAAAAUUGAUAAUUAUGUGUUUGUUUUUACAUAGUAUCAAUACAGUGAAUUUACAUAAUAUUAACAAUAAAUCUAGAGUAAUUUCAUAGCAAAUUACUCAAAAUAGUGUAUUACACUAUGUGUACAAUAAUGUGCAUCUUCAAUAUACUCCAUAUAAUACAUAGAUUUGAACAUAAUAAGCAAGCUAUUCCUUAUAUUCUGUAUACUAGUAUCAAGCAGAGAAUGAUUAGCCAAAUGUGUAAUUGAAUACGGGAGAUUAUUAGUUAUUAAAAUCCAAAUAUCUUUGUUUAUUGGUUUUUUUUUUUUUUUUUUUUUUUUUUUUUUUUUUUUUUUUUUUUUACAUACCAUUAUUUUAUACACAUUCAAAAAAAUAACUUUAGAAAACUAGCUUUGCAUAGAGUGUUGAUAUAUUAAUGUUGGAAUCACAGUAAAGUACCUUAGUAAUUGGAAUUUACAAUAGCAAUCCUCGUUAAACAAGGGUGUAAUGUCUUUGUUUGCUAUGUACAUUUGUGUAAGUUGAAGAUCAUUUUUCAUUUUACUGAUUUAUAUUGAUUACUAUAGUCACCUAUGCAUUUUACAUGUACAUAUAUAAAAACAUAUUUUAAAAAACUCCUUAGUAAAUUUCUUAUGUUUUAUUGUUUAUUUAAAUCUUAAAGACUGUCCAAAGUAAAGUUAUAGGCCUGUAUAGCCGUUAUGUAUUAUACAAUGAGCAUUGUUUUGUGUAUUGUAAUGAUGUUGCAGAUAAUAAUCAUGAUUGUAAAUAAUGUGACAUGUACAAACAUAAUAUCAAUACAAAAUUUCAACUUGG
Homalodisca vitripennis (glassy-winged sharpshooter) is the source of this 2027-nucleotide messenger RNA. Its product is annotated as protein pelota-like. Gene Ontology annotation, cellular component: cytoplasm. NCBI's taxonomy places the organism in Eukaryota, Metazoa, Arthropoda, Insecta, Hemiptera, Cicadellidae. The record is from RefSeq and is a predicted model, not a curated record. Gene Ontology annotation, biological process: nonfunctional rRNA decay; nuclear-transcribed mRNA catabolic process, no-go decay; nuclear-transcribed mRNA catabolic process, non-stop decay.